AUAUAUCCGCAGCCGCUGCGGAUAGCGCGCUCCUUGAUGCUUCGUUACUGUCUUGAAGAUUCCUUCUGAAGUUAGUUUAUAAACCCCUUGGGUCUACAACGACCCACGUACGGAUAGGGAAGCCCUCAAUACCCUCGACCGGACGCAUAAUACAAUGAUCAUUAACCGCCCACGUAGGGCACUACGUCAAUGUUGAUAUGUUGUUGGUCGUUACCUUGGCUGUGCUGUUUUUUAUAAUUGGGCUCUUUUUUAAAUCUGCUUUGGACUAUGUGUUAAGCAUCUUUGAUUGGAAUGAAUUAUUACAAACCGAAGGCUCAUACGAUGAUACGAGUACCUCAGAGGAGUUUCCGUUUUUUGAUCACGUUGAGGUGACACUCGGGCCACAGACAAAUGAUGCGCUGCAAGCAAUUUUUGAUAUCAUCAUCGAGCGCUAUUUAUUGUCAUGGUACAGAAAUUUGUCCGGAAGUCCUGAUUUUCCAAUACAGGCCCGUAUGUACCUACAACACCUUUCCUCCGCUCUCAUACACAGAUCAAAAUCGAUCCAGAAGAAAGAUUUUUCGGUUGAACGCUUAGUGAAGUUGGUUUUCGGGCAUCUGGAGCACAUUACUUCUAUUCUGCAAUCAAUCAGGAGCACUGAUUGCAUGUUGGAAGACUCAGUGAUUCGGGGCUUUGGCUCUCAUCUGCACAUAGCUAUGGCCUCAAGAACCACCGAGCUGGCCUACCUGCGAACAUUGGUCAAUCGGCUGCUACCCUACGUCAGCCUGCCCCCAGGGCUAUUGCCCCAGAAUACGACGCUUCCAAAUAGGCGGGAUGCUGCAGAUCUAUUUGGAGUCAAGCAAGAUCUGCUGUCACCUCAACGAAAAACUAUUGGGCAAACGCGACGCAAUACCGCUAACGCAAACCCUCAUGUCACGCACAGUUCUCCAAACAGUGCGUUAGCAACAACACCGGCCCUUCUUCCAUUUGGCGCGAAUCGGGCUGCGUACAGUCUUUUGGUCGAAAUACUGUCAACCUGCGUCCUCUUGCCUGCGAUGGAUGCCAUAGCAAAUCCAGAUUUUAUAAACAAGAUCGUCCUCCAAUGUUUCAGUGAUGCAUCACCUCCCGCUGCCCCGAUCCCACCAUACGUAACCCACGUCCCUGUACUGAAUUCCUACGUUGUGGAGUGGAGAAAGUGGCUUUUGAGCAAGCCUAUUGGCCCACUCCGGCUAAGGGAUAUAUUACAACGACAAGAAGAAUUUCAUUCGUUCACACAAUACAUGAAAUCGAUCCGCUCCACGGUGGCACUAACAACUGUGCUGUUGAUGAAUGACGUUGAUCAGCGUAUUCGCAGUGGGAGCUUGUCUACAGAUACCUGUCACGAGGUGCGCACACAAAUUCGUCACAUUCUUCAGCUGAUCCGGGGUUUAUCCACUCCCGACUUUGAGCCAACGGAUGGUGACUACACCAAUGGAUCAACCGAGAAAGGGAGGAACGUGUGCACUGCUGUUUCACACGACACCUGCCAUGGGACGAGGCCGCUUUUGUUCGGACUGUCGAAUGACUUUGAAGCGCUUCUAAUCACCUUUUUGAACAAGCCACCGGAGACAAAAUCUUUGAUUUGGCUCACACAUAAGUCCCUAUGGAAGGAUUCAUGUAACGUUGUUUUCGAGGCAAUUGAGCGUCGUUAUCUUCCUCUCUACAUCGAAAGCCCGGAGUAUCUUUCACGAAUGUUCGGUAUGGCCCCACGACGCUCCUCAGCAGUUACAACUGGUCACAGUGGUUCACCGAGGCGCGUCUCGACCGAGGGAUCCAGUCUGUUUGGUAUUCCUCUGCGUACUUUGUUUUCAACACCUACGGUUGAGGGACGGGUGUUACGAAAUCUGGAGCAAGACACUUCUCGACCUGUGGUCAGUUUGGUCGACCGUUCCACGAAAUCUGGUCCCCGCAGUGUUCCCCUUCGAGAUCGUGCCACGGAGGCUUUGAACACAGAGCCAUCCCGAGCACUACUCAGUGGUCUCACAACGGAUUCGCAACAUCAGCUGCAUGUACAUUAUCUGCUUCACUCACACCAAAUCGAUAUGUCUGAUUGGCGCGUCUUUAUACCUGGACUGUGUCGUCCCGAGGUGCAACCUGGUCGUCGGUUGAUCGAUCAGUUAGUUCCAUCUGGCGCUACUCCUAUCUUUUCUCAUUCGGCACGUUCUUCAGAGUACGCCGCCAGACCCCAUGACGCUACUUUUAAAGCCAAAAUCUUGAACGAGCUCAAUUUACUGCAGUCCGGUCCCAACCGCUUGCCACAACUUUCCUCACAAUUCAUGUACACCGUACGAACUGAACGCAUCGUGAAUGGGGCACGCCAGCCGAUUGCUCGAGUUGCACGUAAAUACUCGGAGUUCUACGUACUAGAACAAAAAUUGCUUGAGUUUCAUGGCAGUGCAAUCACGCGACAAUUGCCGAAGAAGCAACUAGUCCCGCGCACUUUUGAAUAUCUCGAAAGCAAACGUGAAUUGCUUGAGGAUCACUUGCAAUAUCUGAUUUCGCAGCCGUUUCUGCGCAACAGCGAAUUGUUACACGGGUUCCUCACUUCCAAGACCACGUUUAGUAACAAUGUUUUGUUUGAGUUGAACCUUGGACGUUUUGCCAAAUCCGUCCCACUCAAGCUGGCUAAGGAGAAAGGUCAGUUUCUGGACUCGUUCUUGGUUGCGUUUUAUAUCUCCUGCAACCCGCAACCAAUUUCCAUGGAACCGGUCGACUUGCGUCCCUCAGAGCCAGUGUUGACCGUUUUACCGGGUGGCGGUGUGGGCACACUUGCUGGUAUCGACGCAAUGAUCUCUGCCGAUCACUACGUCUGCGGUGCUACAGAUCUAGCUUCAUCGGGUUCCACGUCUGGUGCACUCUCGGACCGAAGGCGAGGCUCUGUUACUACUACAAUAGCUGCCGCUCCGCCACAAUCGAAGAUGCAAACGUCUCUUAGCGCAGUCAAUGGACCGCCCAAUUCUCGAAACUUGAAGCGCACCUGGCUCGAAAAUCGUCUGAGAACAAAAGCAUUCUGGAAUAACGCUAGCUUGUCGACGGAGUCGAAGAUGGAUCUAAGCAACACACCUUGCAAUUUCGUGACAAUUUAUCAGUCGGGCCUAUGCGAGCUGUUCGUCUUCGUUUUCGAGAAUCUCAUCCAUCCUGACUCAACUUUACUUCCCAUCGAGGCGGCUACUCCAGAAUCGCGUACUGUGCAAUCAUCAAGUUCAUCGUCCUCAAGCGAGCCAAGUUCAGCGAAGGUUGUAAGGAAAACUAAUUCUGUGUUCGACCCUUGGGAUGUAACCAGCGUGGAAUGGAGCGAAGCGGCCCUAAAUGGACCUUUACCACAACCGUCUGUGAAACUGGAUACUAAUCCUUUAGCAGUGACACAUUUGGAGAGAGCUUAUUCUGAAUCGUCUCCUCAAUGUUCAACGGAAACUGAGCAAACAAAACCUGAAUUGCGUUCACCACUUACCGUGUCCAUUACAUUGGCCGACCUCUUAGAAACUCUCCGUCGACUAUUCGACCUGGUGUCUACACAUUUAACCUAUCAAGUACGUCAUCUACUCCUCUGGACUGCACAUCUGGUGUGUCGGUAUUUCAGCAAGACAGUCAGUCGUUGGCUGACCAAACACAUCACUGCCAUCCUAAUUGGACUACUUACUGAUGAGAAUUUGGCUUACGCGUUGCAAGCACUCAAGGCCACUCUUUUCUAUCCAUAUACUCCAAGCACAGAAUCAGAAAAAGAUGAGCGAAAAUUACAGGCACACGCCUCGUUACGGCGCUUGAUUUUAGACCACCCUGUGGUAUACAUCUUCAACCGAGAGGAGCUGGAGCAUUGCGUCGACCGACUGUUUUUCUGCUUUCAGCAUCCAAAGUGGAACAAACAACUCACAUACACCCUCCUUGAUCAACUAGUCAUUGAUUUGUUUCCUGAACUGUCACACAGUACGAGAUUCACCUAAUUGGUCCUUAUUACCCUGUUCAAAUUAGACUUGUCCUAUUUGCCCGCUCCCCAUUGUACAUAGUACGUUUGUAUUUGAAACACUCAUUCUUUCCUUGAACUCUCACCAAUUUGUUCCUGCAGUUCCAUUCUCGUCCUCGCGCAGCCUUUGCACUUUUUACGGCCCAUUGCUCGUUGCAGCCUGGACCUUGACCGCAUCGUUUUUCCGUUUCUCUGAAUGCUCUCACUUUCGUCAACUCGUCUGCGGUCUGGUCCCGGCUGCUUAACUCGCAUUUUUCGCGCUACCCUGAGGAUUAUUCGUUCACACUUUCUGUUGGUCGAUUCCCAUAGACGGAGCUGUGCUACGUUUUGUAAACAAUUUCCCCACGUUGUUUUUCUGCCAGCUCAUUCAAUCAGAUGAGCCGAUUGACCACCGAAGGUCCACAUUAUUGCCCCAUGCUUAUUUCUGCUGCUCCAAACUGCCUCGAGUCGUUUCGGCACAUGAACUCGUACCAACGGUUUAUUCACAUCCACCUUGUUUGGUAGGAAGAACUUACUCCUGAAGUUCUUUUAUUAGUGGAAUGAUGCCCUGCGUCUGAUUUAUAUGCUUUCCCAUUUAUGAGCGAAUUUUUUCAACGGAUACUCUUAUCCCUGUUUUCUUGCUUGUUUCGAUAGACAGAAGUGCUUCCAGCUGUAAAAAUCCAAACACGAGGAUUGGACGUAUCGAAAGUUGACACAGAAAACCAGACAAUAUAUUCAUAUGUGGCCUCAAAAGAAACGUGUUCAAAAGCCAUGGCAAGGAAACGGGAGUUCUGAGUAUUUAACAAAGUUUUCAAGAAAACUAAGAGUAAAUGGAAAACGGGAUCACCAAAUAUGUAAAGAACGAGCUAUCACAACAAAAAUAGCUCUACUCAGAACUCAGCCGGUUUAGGCUAAAACAGUCACUGACCCACAAUGGCCUUCCGACUUCGAAUGAUGAACGAUGCUUUAUCACGGAUAAAAUAAGCAAAUGCUUGGCAAGACCCGUAGGAUGGGUGGUGUGAAAAUUAAAAGGAUAAGUGAAUUUUCACAGUAAGCGUCUACCGAUUAAACUGCACUGUUGCAUAACGUUAGUUUGAAAUGGGAAUGGAAUGUACACACACAAAGUCAUUUGGAGAGCGGUUAUAGUUCACGUGCUCCGUGAGAACUAAAAACAUCGUUCACUAGUGUAGCAAAUAACAACGAAGCUGGGACCCAACAAACUCCACGCGUGCGCCAGCCGCAGCUACUACCUUACUUUUCCGUCCUCACUUUGUUCCACCACCUGACAUCUGAAUUAUAGAACAAUUAGAAAUGAAUUCUGUACAACCCUUUCGAAAUAUGGUGGAAAACAUUAUAAAAGCUCUCAGUCGUG
Dicrocoelium dendriticum is the source of this 5327-nucleotide messenger RNA. NCBI's taxonomy places the organism in Eukaryota, Metazoa, Platyhelminthes, Trematoda, Plagiorchiida, Dicrocoeliidae. The record is from the annotation of a GenBank genome assembly.